AUGGUCUUUCGCAGAGAGCCUGUAGCGCAGUCUUCCAGCAACGAUUCAUCAUGGGGCACGGCCACUUCUUCCGCAUCUUACUCUGAGUACAGUGACGACGACUCGGUGAUGACGAACCUGACGAGUGUAGCGUCCGACUCUUCAAUCGAGGUCACGGAGUUCGACUACUACGAAUCUUCCGUGUGCUCUACAAUAACCACCUCUACCUCGAGUGAAUCAACGGGAGUUACCGACAUUUUGGAUACUGUCAAUGUCAAGCUACGAAAGGCUACACAUUUGAAUCGGCGCUCGAUACCGGCAACAGUUGUAUCGAUCAUGUGGGAAAAUCAUCAAAAUCCUCGGACGCAAUUGAUAGGAUGCCAGGUCUUGAAGCAGCUGGCCUUGGAACGGGCCAAUCGGCACAUGAUCAUCAAGGCGGACGGCGUGUCCGCAAUUCAUUUUGCAAUGCUUCUGAACACAGAGCACGAGGCCAUUCAAGAAUGCGCCUGUGGAGCUCUCGAGUUGCUCUCCAAGAGCUGCAAGCCUUCACUUUCGUGGCAUCAAGUCGUGGCAUCGCUGUGUGAUGCUUUGGAGACUCACAAGGAUCAUGUUGGAAUACAGCAACGCGCUUUGCAGACGUUGCUACGACUUGCACAUGUCGGUCCCAUUGAACUCUUGGGAGAAGCCAGCAUGAGAGAGAUUGCUGUGAGCUUGAAAACACACCAAAAUUUUCGUCCAAUUGCCUCAAUCGCCUUGGAACUUCUCCUUUUCUUGGCUCCCUCUGAUCCUUUGGAAGCUGCAGAGAUCAUCGACGACAUUGUGGUUGCAAUGAAGGAUACAGCUGACAAACGGAUUCAAGCAAAGGGAGUUGAGAUGAUCGCAACUCUUGCAAUGGCUGAGUUUGGAAAAACUGAGAUUGCAGUGAAAGCCACCUUCGAGAAGCUGCUUGACGAUGGUUCUACCGCCGUUCUUAGUGAGGUUGCAGGAGAUUGGACAAACCAUCUGGAUGACCAAGUUUUUACUUUGAUAAACGAUCGCAACAAAAACCCAUACGUCCAAAAGAUCGUCGCUCUUGUUCCAAAGAUUCCGGAGCAAGACAACACCGGGAAGUCGGUUUGUGCCGCUAUUGCCAAAGCGCAGGCAAUCCGCCCAGUAAUUAAAGCGAUGAACGAUGGUCUUGAACACGCAUCCAUCCAAAUGAACGGGUGCAUCGUCCUGGCGAGUCUUGCGAUCAACGCGGGAAAGUCCACAGAGAUUCGUCAAGCCAAAGGAUGCGCUACAAUUGUGGCCGCCAUGACGAAGCAUUCAAAAGAAUCUGGAGUCCAGAAGAACGGAUGCGUUGCUUUGGCGAACAUUUGGGCAGCUGGUGCUGUUGGCAAAACGAACGAAGAGAGCAACCAGAGCUUACGGGACAAUCUUGAGGCGUGCAUUUCUGCUGUGGUAGCUGCGUUGGACAAUCACCCAGCAGACGUUGAUAUCCAAGUCAUCGGUUGUCGGGCCCUUCAUUACUAUACUAUCUGCUGUCAAAAGCACAGCACUGAGCCCCUUCCACUCUGCGAAGUCAUCGUAAGAGCGUCAAUCGGGGCCAUGAGGAGAUGCAAGGGAGCAUGGGAAGUCCAAGAACUGGGGAACAAAGUAUUGGCGAAUUGUGUUGCAGUCGUCAGCACUGAAGAAAUUUGUGUUUUGAUUGAUUUCACCAGCGAUCUGAUCCUAGAUGGAAGCAACAUGGAAGGCCGCUACAUGAUGCUGCUAAAUUUGUCUGCGGGAUCACCCUCAGCUCUUGUUCGGGCUGGUUUGAUUCCAAAAUUGGUUCGGAUGAUGAAUGGGCCGAACAACGAUGUCAAGAUCCUUGAAUUGGCUGCUUUUGUUCUUCACAACGUUUGCUUGUCAUCUGAAGUUGCUCCAAUUGCAGUUAAAGCCGGCGCGAUCAAGGCUUUGUUGCAUGUUAUGAGCCGCCAUCAGACCUGCGUCCGCUUGCAAGCUGCUUGCUGUGAUGCUCUUUGGGCUUUGGCGAAUGAUUUGCAUUAUGCAGCCGAAAUCAGCACCAGUGGGGGCUUCGAAGCAGUUGCGCUCGCCAUGAAGAACAAGAAGUCUACUAGGCGCCUUCAAUCUCGUUGCUGCAUGCUGCUGGCGACACUAGCUGAUGGCCAGCACGAUGAAGCGCUGCUGGCUGCGCGGGGCCCCGUCCUGACUGCAAUGCAAACGAAUGGAGACGAUCAACAGGUUGUUGAGUAUGGGAUGAGGUUGCUGGCUCGGCUGGCAGCCCAAGGGCAGGAUUCUUCAUGUGGAGCUUUGCGAGUCGUUUGUGCUGCCAUGAAAGCUCUUCGAGACAACGACAGUAUCCAAGUUCUGGGAAGCAGCGUCCUAGCAGCGUUAUACUCCAAGAGACCAGCCCCUGCCGAAGUCCCACGAGUGCUGUCCUCUUCGAUUUUUGCGCUACAAGAUCAAAGCGUCGGCUUGGCAAAACUGUUCUCUGACCUUGCAACGGUUGCGGCCGCCUCUGGCGGGCGCUGUUUCGUCGGGAACACUUCGAUAGUGGAUCAACUCCACGAGGGCAUGAGACGCCACAUCGAAAGUGCUUCCGUCCAGGAGGGCGCAGUGAGAGCCAUUCAAUGUCUCAGCCGCUCUUGUCCCGGCUCUUUACAGCUGGCUUCUCCAAAGAUUGUUCAAAGCAUCGUGUCAGCGAUGAAGAGACACCCUGGGAAUGUAUCCAUUCAGGGUUUGGCUCUGAAAACAUUCAUGAACCUCUUAGGAGGCAGCACCAAAGAGGCUGCAGGCCUCGGAUUUGUGGGUGUAGCAUCCGUCGUGGCCGAAACCAUGACAGCGAACAAGAACCACACCGAAUUGCAGCGGGUGGGUUGCGUUGUUCUAUCCAAGCUCUCAACUCGAAAGCAUUUGAAUGGUAUGAAGGACAUUGCGGCUGCUGUUGAAAGUUCACUGGAAGAAAAUCGAGGGCAUUCUUUGAUUCAGAAAUAUGGGCGGCGUUCACUACAGAACCUGCAAGAGCAGCACCCAGUGCAGGAGUCGGCCGAACAAAAAAUCCUUCCACGAAAGGAUGCCUCAGCUUUGGGACUGCUCCGGCAACUUGGUGAGAAGCUCUCAGCGACGUUGCUGUUGGACAUUUUGACAGCGUUUUUCAUUCUCUGGGUUAUCGGAAGCUACUGGAAUCGCCUCUCUGAGCCACUACAAGGAUAUGUUGUCUUUCGAUUUUAG
This is a messenger RNA of Seminavis robusta, 3192 nucleotides long. Lineage: Eukaryota; Bacillariophyta; Bacillariophyceae; Naviculales; Naviculaceae. The record is from the annotation of a GenBank genome assembly.